Dothidotthia symphoricarpi CBS 119687 is the source of this 2418-nucleotide messenger RNA. RefSeq names its product protein kinase. Gene Ontology annotation, biological process: protein phosphorylation. The transcript has 2 exons. Bases 1 to 2418 code for a protein of 805 amino acids. Gene Ontology annotation, molecular function: ATP binding; protein serine/threonine kinase activity; protein binding. Lineage: Eukaryota; Fungi; Ascomycota; Dothideomycetes; Pleosporales; Dothidotthiaceae. The record is from RefSeq and is a predicted model, not a curated record.
AUGAGUUGGAAACUAAGCAAAAAACUCAAGGCGGACUCCAAGCCUGAAACAGGCGGUCUGUCAACUACAACAUCCGCUUCGUCUAGCUCUGCGCCUAGGCUAUUCCCUCACACGCCAAGUCCCUCUGGUGUCUUGUCUGUAACUAUACACGAAGGUGCUGGCUUCUCUGCGCUAGAUCAGUCCCAAGAAUUGUCCCUCAGCCGUGAACACAAAAACGGAAAUUUCGUCCAUUCAACUGAUGGCAUACAUUCACCCCUACCAUAUGCGCUGUUGGACUAUGACAAGUCUCAAAUUUUAGUUCCAUCCAUCUUGGGAACCACAGAAAACCCUAGGUGGUCAGAUCGCGCCGCUACAUGCAAGUUCGAUGUCGCAAGGGCCACUGAUCUGACCAUACAUCUCUAUUUGCGAUAUCUAGGUGCAGAAAAGAGCUUUCAACAUGUGCUGUUGGGUGUGAUAUCACUGGAUCUGUUCCAGGGCACGACGGCGCUGGGUUCGCAGUGGCUGCGUGUGCAAGACGGCACAGGUAGACUUCGCAUCAGUUUGGACUACACUCCUGUUCAAGAGAGGGUAUUCGAGGUGGAUGCCUCUGAUUUUGGCCGUCUGAACGGUUCGGGAGACGUCUUGCGAGUGAGGAAGAAAGACACCCAGCGGCAGUAUGCAAGAAAGAGCUUCAGAUCCGCUGAACCCAGUCAUGUGUCCCGAGCGAUCCAUCAUCCCUUCAUCGCAUCCCUUGCAUUUGCACUACAAACGCCGAAGGGAGCACAGUUCUUCACGCCUUUCAUAAGUGGUGGGCACCUUUUCAAUCACCUCCAGCGAUCGCAGCGCUUCGACGUGGACACUUCCAGAUUCUACGCUGCCAGUCUUGUUUGCGCGUUAGACUACCUCCACGGAACCUGCGCUGUGGUACCCUUACUGAAACCUGGAAAUGUACUACUCGACGCCCGUGGAUACAUCGUGCUAUGUGGUUUCAGCCUGCUCACACCACAAGGCAGAAACAAGCAUCAAUCUGAGCGCAAAAUGCCAGAGUAUCCGGCGCCGGAGUUGCUGGUUGGUGAAGAAGUGGACUCGGGAACGGCGAAUUGGUGGACGCUGGGAGUAUUGCUAUACGAGAUGCUAACAGGCAUACCCCCAUUCUACGACGACAACAGCGAACAGAGACGCCGCAACGUUCUCGAGCAGCCUGUACACUUUCCCAAAUCCAUGGAGCCUUCUGCCAUUGAUCUCUUUAGCAAGCUUCUCGAACGUAACCCAGAGAGCAGAUUGGGAGCUGGUGGGGCCGUGGAUAUCAAAGCUCAUCCUUUUUUCCAAGCACUGGACUGGCAGAAGCUCCUUUCAAGGAGGUACAAAGCUAUGUUUAUGCCGGACUAUGUCGAGGAUACUUUCAAGCACAACGGUAUUGAAUCAUUCUCCGAGCCCGCGCCACCACAAGAUCAGUUUCACGGAUUCACAUACACGCGUCCAGUCCUGGCAGAACCAGAGGGCAAAGAUAAGGCUCGGAAUCACCAGGUGCUGGGAAGCGACCAGUCCAUGACUGAACAUGGUGGCGAGUAUCAGCUCGUAUGGGAUGAUGCGACUCGGGAGUUCUAUUUCCGCGGUCUGGACACCAAUACGAGGGAACCUGUUCACGCUCCAGUGACAGAAGGAACCAAAUUCGAAGCAGAAGAGAUGCUGCCCAACUCUACAAUGUCCAAAUCGCCUGACCCGGUCCAAAAGCAAGCCGCACUUGAGAUCGCUUUAGAUCAUGGAUACCGUCACGCCACUUCACAGCUAUUGGAUUAUGGUAUGGAUUUGAACAUUCAGAUAGUCGUCAACGGCAAGCAGACGACGCCACUACAGUGGGCUGUGCAGCAAGGAGCUGUCGACUUGGUGAGGCUGUUUCUGACUAAGAGUACACAGAAUAUAGACCGGGUGGCAGGCACCCGAGCCCUAGGCCUCGCUGUAGAUAUGCGGAACGCUGCUGUCGUCGAAGAACUGUUAGCUAAUGGCGUUUCUUGCGAUUUCACGGAGUCGGACCGCCCUUCCCCUGGACGAAUCAACGAUAGUGGUUGCGAAUUCUACGAUGCAUCAGAUCCCGAAGGCUUCCUGGCCCCGCUUGUCCGAGCAGUCAGACAUGGAGAUAUCGAGCUCACUCGGUUGCUGCUAGCACACGAAGCGAACGCCAAUGUGGGUUACCAUGAUUUGCGGUGGCGACCUGAACCGAUGCUUGGAGGAGGAGAACCGGUAGCCUUUUCUUGUGGGAGGGCGGUGCAGCUGGGAAUGGAGUUGAAGCAGUUUGAAAUCGUGCAACUACUGCUUAGCAGUGGGGCAGAUAUCGACCUCGAACAGCCUGUCUGGGAUGUAGCAGGGCAUAAAUGCGGCUUCAUGUCGAGAGCAGUCUAUCAGAGGGUUAUACAUGGGCUGCGUAAACUCUCAGGUUAA